UGCAGUGUUUAGUUCCAACCCUGAUCCAACAACACACAUACCAUUUAGCUUUCAAAUAAGCCUGAAGGACUUGAUUAGCUGGAUCAGGUGUGUUUAUUUGCAUCUUAAUGCUGCAGGGAUCUGGCUCUCCAGGAACUGAGUUCGACACCCCUGCUCCAAGACCUGAAAUGGCCUUGAUGUUGGGUUGCAAAGCCAAUGUCAAAUCUAGGUUUUCACAUCACUGACCGAGCACAAGAGGUGAUGGAUGGGCCAGUUGAUGGCACCAAGCUCAUUCUGAGACUCAAGCCAGAUCUCCUGGAAGCUCUGACGGGAGAUCCAGACUUUCUGCUUCAGCAUUGCCAUGCCAGUGGCAUACUGUCCAACAAUGAGUACAACAACAUCAAAGACAUGAACAUGCGUUCAAGGCAGGUACGGGACAUCUUGGAUUAUGUUAUUCACAAAGACAACAAGCAUGCUCUGAAAUUCCUGAAGUUGCUGAAAACACAAGACAUGCAAGAGACAUUUCCUAAACUACAGUUCCUUCAAAAGCUGCAAAUCAACAAACGCAAGACACCAAAAAACACAGAGACAACAGCAAAAAGACGGCAGGAGAUGUUGGAAAACGAUGUAUGGCAGGAGCAGCAGCAUAUCAUCAGCACUAGGAUGGUGAGCGAGAGGGAGAUGAUGAUGGUGGCUGGCUGCAUCGGGAACAGCUGGAGGGAGGUGGGCAUUCUGGCACUGGAUAUGAACACCACCACUCUUCAGCAGAUAGAGGAGGACAACAGCCAACACAAAAUGCGGGUUUUCACCAUGCUGCGAAAAUGGAGCAUACGUGAGAGGGAACAAGCCACCGCAGCUCGUCUCCAUUCCCUACUAACCCAAGAGGACAGCGGCAUAGACACUCUGAAAAUCAACUUCCUGUUGGACAACAACUGAGGCUGUUUUAUCUAGGGGUUUUUACAUUUGUAAAAAAAGUUCUGUGGUAAACAUAAAUUGCCAAUACUUGACACUUAAGCAGAUAUAAAAACUUUUUUUAAUGUAUGUUCCACUUGUUCCAAACCUUUAUGACUUUAUUUCUUUUGCUGAACACAAAAAAGGAACUUUGAAGAAAGUUGGUAACAAAACAGUUGAUAGUAGCAAAUUGACACCCAAAGUGUUUUAUUUUCUUUGUAUACUAUGGAAGUCAAUGGCUACCGUCAACUGCUUGGUUACCUACAUACUUCAAAUUAUCUUCUUUUGUGUCCUACAGUUGAAAGAAAUUCCUAUAGCAAAGGUUUGGAACAACUUGUGGGUGAGUAACGGAUGACAGAAUUUUCAUGUUUGGUUGAUCUAUCCCUUUAAAAAAAAAACAUUAUAAUAACCCAUAUGAAAAUAUCAAGGGAACAAUUAAUCUUUUGGAUUUUCAAGUUACAGCUGCAGCACUUUGUUUAUAAGUAGCACUUUGCAUUCAGAGACAUGCAAACAUACCACUAGAGUGAGCUAUAACUGCUAAUCAGUUAUAUUAAAAAUGUGUACUGUUUCCAAUAAAGUCAGCUACAAGCUUAAAUAAUAGGGAAACGUAAUGCAACAAGCUAUAAUGUACGUAUUUAAAAAAAAAAAAUCUUAAACAAAAAUCUUAAACCUUUCUUAAACCUAAUUUUCUUAA
Carassius auratus (goldfish) is the source of this 1624-nucleotide messenger RNA. RefSeq lists its product as uncharacterized. Gene Ontology annotation, biological process: signal transduction; regulation of apoptotic process. The transcript is spliced from 4 exons. Gene Ontology annotation, molecular function: protein binding. The record is from RefSeq and is a predicted model, not a curated record. The coding region runs from base 196 to 915 and encodes 239 amino acids. Lineage: Eukaryota; Metazoa; Chordata; Actinopteri; Cypriniformes; Cyprinidae.